AUGGCGGAGGCGGCUUUGGACGCGGUGCGGAGGGAGUUACGAGAAUUCCCGGCUGCCGCCAGGGAGCUCAGUGUGCCUCUUGCUGUGCCUUACCUGGAUGAGCCCCCCACUCCACUCCACUUCUAUCGGGACUGGGUCUGCCCCAAUAGGCCUUGCAUCAUCCGCAACGCCCUGCAGCACUGGCCAGCUUUGCAGAAGUGGUCCUUCCCAUAUCUCAGAGCCACAGUGGGCUCCAUAGAGGUGAGUGUGGCUGUGACCCCUGAUGGUUAUGCGGAUGCUGUACGAGGGGAUCGCUUUAUGAUGCCUGCUGAGUGUCGCCUGCCCCUGAGCUAUGUGCUGGAUGUGCUAGAGGGCCAGACCCAGCACCCAGGAGUCCUCUACGUGCAGAAGCAGUGCUCCAACCUGCUCACCGAGCUGCCCCAGCUACUGCCUGAUCUAGAGUCCCACGUGCCCUGGGCCUCCGAGGCACUGGGGAAGAUGCCUGAUGCUGUAAACUUCUGGCUGGGGGAUGUGGCUGCAGUGACAUCCUUACAUAAGGACCACUAUGAGAACCUCUACUGCGUGGUCUCUGGAGAGAAACACUUCCUGCUACAUCCACCCAGUGACCGGCCCUUCAUCCCCUAUGAGCUAUACACACCAGCAACCUACCACCUCACUGAAGAGGGCUCCUUUAAUGUGGUGGAUGAAGAGGCCAUGGAGAAGGUACCCUGGAUCCCACUGGACCCAUUGGCUCCAGAUCUGGCCCGGUACCCCGGUUACGGUCAGGCCCGGGCCCUUUGCUGCACCGUACAGGCCGGUGAGAUGCUCUAUCUGCCGGCCCUGUGGUUCCACCACGUCCAGCAGUCCCAUGGCUGCAUUGCUGUGAACUACUGGUAUGACAUGGAGUAUGACCUUAAGUACAGUUACUUCCAGCUGCUUGACUCCCUCACUAAGGCCUCAGGCCUCGACUGA
Messenger RNA from Puma concolor (puma), 951 nucleotides. RefSeq names its product jumonji domain containing 7 (gene JMJD7). The record is from RefSeq and is a predicted model, not a curated record. Lineage: Eukaryota; Metazoa; Chordata; Mammalia; Carnivora; Felidae.